GCCCAAAGAUUGCGACCAAAAUUAUAAAAUAAAAUGGAGAGUUCAAGCCAGAUUCCCGAAGACCAUAAAGACCAAGUGCAAGACCUAGAAAGUAGGAGCUUGAAGAUAGAGAGGGAGAACAACAGUGUACUUGCAGCUGCUCAUUAUUUCAAAUCCUUUUCAAAGGAACUAGAAGUCGAAGAAUAUGAAUCAAGCUACAGAAUAGAUAGCGAAGAUAUUGAUCUAGACUUAUUCGAGCAUGAUCAAAAUGUGUUUAGUUAUAUUAAAAGAUUGUGCUUUAUUGAGGAUUUUAUCAAAAAACAAUUAUAUUUAGUAAAUACUAUAUGCAGUAAUAAGUAUUUCAGCAAAUUUAUAAAAUUCUCAUUUCCUCAAGAAGUGGAUGUUCUUGCAGUUUAUUCAGAACGUAAAUGCAUCAUAAAUGUGUCUGUUUAUUUGAAUGCAAUCACAAGGAUUAGUCCCAGAGUCAAUAAAGAAAUUAAAUUGUUAGGAUUUAAAAUAAACUACAAUCAAAUCAAGAGACUUAUGAAUGCCUUUAAGCAUGUUCACAAAAUAGGAUUCCAUUGGUGUCAAAUUUCAAUUCCUAUUGUGGCGAACUUUCUUGAAGCUUUGAGAGGAACAAAGGUUGAUACUCUUAUUUUAUCAGGAUCAAAGAUUAACGAAAAUAUAAACAAGGAGGGUAGUCCACAAACAUUCACAAAUCUAAUUGAAGGUCUGGCAACUUCUCCUGAUUUCAAACAGAGUCUACAGCAAGUUGAGGCUUACCGCUGUGAAGUUGAACAAAUUAAGGUAUCACAACUUCUUCAUGAAAAUGGAUUCAGCCAGUCAAUAAGAUUAUAUAUGUAGGCAAACCUAUGGUUCAACA
Molecule: messenger RNA, 862 nt
Organism: Moneuplotes crassus
Lineage: Eukaryota; Ciliophora; Spirotrichea; Euplotida; Euplotidae
Source: the annotation of a GenBank genome assembly